This is a messenger RNA of Manis javanica (Malayan pangolin), 1981 nucleotides long. NCBI's taxonomy places the organism in Eukaryota, Metazoa, Chordata, Mammalia, Pholidota, Manidae. The record is from RefSeq and is a predicted model, not a curated record.
GACGGGCAGCUCACUGCCCCCGCGCGCGCGUGGGCGGCCCCGGCUCCGCGCUCCGAGGCCCGCGCCUCCCGGGGCGGGCGGCGGUGCGCGCCCUGCGGCGCCAGGCCCGAGGGCUGCGAGGAGCCCGCCAGCGCCGUGGGUCCCCUCCCGGGCCGCGCCGCAGGGGGUGCCGCAGGGCUGGGAGGGGCCGGCGGCGGCGCGCGGAGCCCACAGCGGGCGGCUGGCACUAGGACCCGCGGGGGCCUCCCAGGCCGCGGCGCCUCCCGCUCCCCCAGCCCUCCUCCCCCUCAAAAAUGAGGAAACAGAGCAACUUGCUCAGAGUUGGGCAGCCGCGGCUGCCUUGGGGUGCGCAGCCGGCGCGCGCGGACCCUCCUGGGGGCGCGCGCGGGGCGCGGCCAGUGGGCGCCGCCUAAGCAGGUGAGCCCUCGCUUCCUCUGCACCUGGCACCCCCCGCCAAUCUCAGACAGGAUGCCAACGAGGCGCUGGGCUCCAGGCACUCAGUGCAUCACCAAGUGUGAACACACACGUCCCAAGCCAGGAGAGCUGGCCUUCUGCAAGGGUGACGUGGUCACCAUUCUGGAGGCCUGUGCGAGCAAGAGCUGGUACCGUGCCAAGCACCACACCAGCGGGCAGGAGGGGCUGCUGGCAGCCGGCGCGCUGCGGGAGCGUGAGGCCCUCUCCGCCGACCCCAAGCUCAGCCUCAUGCCGUGGUUCCACGGGAAGAUCUCAGGCCAGGAGGCUGUGCAGCAGCUGCAGCCACCUGAGGAUGGGCUGUUCCUGGUGCGCGAGUCGGCAAGGCACCCCGGCGACUACGUGCUGUGCGUGAGCUUCGGCCAUGAUGUCAUCCACUACCGCGUGCUGCACCGGGAUGGCCACCUGACCAUCGACGAGGCUGUCUGCUUCUGCAACCUCAUGGAUAUGGUGGAGCACUACAGGAAGGACAAGGGAGCCAUCUGCACGAAGCUCGUGAGACCCAAGAGGAAGCAGGGCACCAAGUCAGCGCAGGAGGAGCUGGCCAAGGCCGGCUGGUUACUGAACUUGCAGCAUUUGACGCUGGGAGCACAGAUCGGAGAAGGAGAGUUUGGAGCUGUCCUUCAGGGCGAGUACCUGGGGCAAAAGGUGGCUGUAAAGAACAUCAAGUGUGAUGUGACAGCCCAGGCCUUUCUGGACGAGACAGCAGUCAUGACGAAGAUGCAGCAUAGGAACCUGGUGCGUCUGCUGGGUGUGAUCCUGCACCAGGGGCUCUACAUCGUCAUGGAGCACGUGAGCAAGGGCAACCUGGUGAAUUUCCUCCGGACGCGGGGCCGGGCCCUCGUGAGCACCCCCCAGCUCCUGCAGUUCUCCCUGCACGUGGCCGAGGGCAUGGAGUACCUGGAGGGCAAGAAGCUGGUGCACCGAGACCUUGCGGCCCGCAACAUCCUCAUUUCUGAGGACCUGGUGGCCAAGGUCAGUGACUUUGGCCUGGCCAAAGCUGAGCGCAAGGGCCUGGACUCCAGCCGGCUACCAGUCAAGUGGACAGCACCUGAGGCUCUCAAACAUGGGAAGUUCUCCAGCAAGUCGGAUGCCUGGAGUUUCGGGGUGCUUUUAUGGGAGGUCUUCUCAUACGGCCGGGCUCCAUACCCCAAGAUGUCGCUGAAGGAGGUGUCAGAGGCUGUGGAGAAAGGGUACCGCAUGGAGCCCCCUGAGGGCUGCCCAGGCCCCGUCUAUGCCCUCAUGGGCAGCUGCUGGGAGGCCGAGCCUGCCCGCCGGCCACCCUUCCGAAAACUGGCUGAGAAGCUGGCCCGGGAGCUGCGGGGCCAGGAAGCGGACAGUUCCACCACACCCCGCAGCCAGGAGCCCUGAGCCUGCCCAGCGGGGCCCCAGGCCCCAGGAGAGAGUGGAGGGGUCCAGAGCGGGCCCAGCUUGCAGCAGGGCAGGCCCUCAUGGGGGGAUCUGGGCAACCCGUGGACACCACAGCGCCAGCAGGUGAAGGAUGAGCGGC